Messenger RNA from Cladocopium goreaui, 1858 nucleotides. Lineage: Eukaryota; Dinophyceae; Suessiales; Symbiodiniaceae. The record is from the annotation of a GenBank genome assembly.
UAUUCAUCAUUAUUCAUCCACCUUCGGCCAUGGACGGAGAUGGAAAGUGGCCUCCCAAGUCCAAUGAACCGAAGGAGCGCAGCAAACGAAACCCGUCCUCGGGAAGUAGAUCCAGGAGAAGACGAGGCCGCGGUGCUGCCUCCCGUUGAAAGCAGCCGGAAGAGAAAGCGAAAGAAGGCCAAUGUCCUUCCUCCAGAUGACGAACAAGAGGUUGCUCUUAAUACCUGGCUGACAAAUGGAAGGAGACUGGGCGUGCAGUGGAGUAGCCUCAGCCAGGCAGACUUUCAGAAGAUCUCUGGGCUGAAGAAAGGCGAUGCCAUGUAUCAGGACUGGGCUUGCACGUCGGACACUGAUGACACAGAUUCAUCAGACCAAGAGAGCCAGGUCGGCCUCCCGUCGUCGCAGCCAUUACCAGCAGUGAGGGCAAAGGCAAAGGCGAAGGCCAAGACCAAGGUCAAGGCCAAGAAGGCCAAGAAGGCCAAGAAGGCCAAGAAGGCCAAGAAGGCCAAGAAGGCCAAGAAGGCCAAGAAGGCGAAGGCCAAGAAGGUUGAACUGAAUCCCAACGAGCUCAAGCACAUGUUCAAAAAAACCUUUGAGACGGAAGAUUUCAACUUCUUGAUUUGCACCUUCGCGAUAUACCGGGAAUGCCUUCGAUGUGAGAAAAAGAAAAAUGCUUCCUGUGGCCUUCCAGAACCUGAAAAUGUCUUGCAGCAGUUCCAAGAUGUUAUCAAAGACGUGGAGGAGAGCGCCAAAAUGCGCCUGCUGCAGAUGGUGAAUCUGAAGUUCCGGCCCAAGGGGAAAAAACAUCAGGUCUCGUUCUGCGAGCUCAUGAGGGGCGGACACUUCACCAAUGUGUUUCAUUACCAUGAUACUCACAACACACAACUACGCAAAGUGUCCUCAUACAUCUCAGCCGCGGACUUUUUAGUGAUCACUGUCCUCUGUUAUUUCACAGGUGACAGAGACUUUGUCGACUGUGUAGUUCAACACUGCAACUCCUUGGUGGAGAACGGAAACUACACUGCAGACAUGAUCGUCCAAAGUCCAGAAAACUUUGCAAGAGCCAGGGUCAAAGCCCACAUCCAGCACAUGUCCUACACGGACCGGCGCUUCGUGAGCCUCUUUCAUCGCCGGUUUCGGCCGGCGAUGCUGUGGGACAAUCAAUGGCGUGGCAUCGUGCUGGAUGGAUUUUCGGAUGAGUCCAAGCGAGAUGAGGUCCCAAAGACCUUGCUGGACUUCUCCAUGGCAAGGUUGAAGGAAUUUUUCCUUCCCAUUGCCAACUGCGCCUCAAACAUUGCAGCGCAGAAAGAGUACAGCGGGAUCUUUUUGGCCAUCGAAAAGGCCUCGAAGAAAACCGAUGCUGUAACCUUUCAUGCCAAGAACAUGGCCAACACUCUCGAGAGCCGGUACCUGGAUUGCAAGUGGCAUGCUGCACCGGAAUCUGCACACAACGGCCUGGGACCAGGAUUCCGGCACAUGAGUCACAUUAAGGCCGGUCAUGGCAAGUGCACAGGCAAAAUGACCAGGGAAGCAAUGGAAGAGUGCCUCAAUGAGACGACGCAACACUUGCGGAAUCUCUGGCCCUUUGGCUCCCAGGUCCGAAAGCGGCAUGUACAGAGUCUUUACUGUGAGACGCAAAAAUUUCUCAAGAUGGCCCGGCAGGGCUCUGCAUUUGCGACAAUUUGUCGUGUGCAGAAAGGGAUUACAUGGGAGUCGCUGCAUCGAACCCAUGAGCAGCGAGAAAGGAGACAGAAGUCUCAAGGCUCCAAACGGAAGCCGAAGCCACGGACGCUGAAACGUCGCUGCCGAAAGGGCCGUGGCCAGUAGUUGGAGUAGUUGGAGUAGUUGGAGUAGUUGG